Molecule: messenger RNA, 1590 nt
Organism: Owenia fusiformis
Lineage: Eukaryota; Metazoa; Annelida; Polychaeta; Sabellida; Oweniidae
Source: the annotation of a GenBank genome assembly
AUGGCAUUACUGGGUGUGUUUCUGUUGAUUCUGCUAACACAUGGAAUGUCAUGUGAUAGAGAGGAUAUUACGUGUCCAGAUGGAACACCCAAUCCCGGUCGCGGACCCGGAAGAUGUAAUUGCUACAAGGAAGGUGACCUUCGAGUUAUAAACUGCCGGAACCGUGGAUUCACGGAUAUUCCCCAGAUGGCUUCCUCCGAAGAGUGGGACUUACUGAACAUGGGUAUCAACAAAAUAACUGAUGUCCCUACAGGUAUUUUUGAUGGACUCCCAAAUUUGAAAUCCAUUGAUUUCUUCUACAAUACUGAUCUCACAACCUUGCAAUCGAACGCAUUCCGAGGUUCUAAUGAGAUUCAGAACUUUGUUUUCACGCGUUGUAGUAUCAGUAAUAUCGGCGACAAUGCAUUUAGUAACUUAUACAAUCUAACCACGUUAAACCUGCAAAGCAACAACCUGACUGUAAUAACCGAAAAUGCAUUCAAUGGACUCGCUGCAUUGGAACAUCUUAGACUUGACGGAAAUGAAAUUCAGACAAUUCAUCCAAAUGCAUUCCAGGGCCUCAUAAACCUUACGACGUUGACCAUUGCUGGAAAUCAAUUCACAGAGGUUCCCGAGCGUUCUUUGAAGAUGUUAACAGAACUCCGUGAUCUAGAUCUCUCAAAUAACAGAAUCACAACAAUCCCAGAAGAAGCGUUCACAGGACAUGCUAAACUAGAGCGUUUGAAUUUAUGGAAAAACCAAAUAACACGUUUACCAGAUGGUGUAUUCAAGAAUCAAGAAAUGUUAAGAAUUCUGCUACUUUCGGAAAAUAGACUUACGAAAUUGCCACAAACUUUGUUUCAACAAACAAGAAAGCUAACGCAACUGGAAAUAGUUCAGAAUAAUUUGGAAACCAUCAAAAAUGGGACAUUUGAGCGGAAUUUCGAACUGAAAUUCAUAUUUCUUACUGACAAUAACCUAUCGGAAUUGUCACUGUUUGCCUUCAAAAAUCUGACUUCCCUUCUUCAAUUAGCAUUGGGACAAAAUGAAAUCGAAAAUGUCUCAGGAUUUUCUUUUGAUACGCUACAUCGCCUGAAAAAGCUGACAAUCGCCUCUCGGAAACCAAUCAAAAUCCACGAGAAUGCGUUUUGCGGGCUAGAUAGUUUAAUGGAGUAAGAUAUGUCGGGGUCUGCCAUGUUUGAAAUUAGCGUGUGUCAUCUAAGUCAUUUACCAACCUACCAAAAUGGUUUAAAGCUUUUAGUUAUUGGUAGCCAGAUUAACUGUGGCUGUGAUAUGUGGUCAGUUAAAACAAACAUGUGCCCACAUGGAUCUUGUUGUCGGGAUUGACAAAAAUGAAUGCGUGGAACCUAAAGCUCAUAAAGGUUAUCACUGGAGUUGGUGGACUGACUGGCAUUAUAAACAAAUAGGUUGUGACAGAAAUGACAAAAAUCCAGUUUGUUCCGUACCUUGUGUUGAGUUCCAACCAACGACAGUGGGCCCAACGACUCAACAACUGACCCCUGAAGUCCCUAGAAUGACCGAAUCCCCUACAACAACAAUAUCCCUUACAACUAAGAUCUCUUCAUCAACCAAGGCCCAAACAACCAUUGG